Messenger RNA from Alnus glutinosa, 2156 nucleotides. RefSeq names its product monocopper oxidase-like protein SKS1. The record is from RefSeq and is a predicted model, not a curated record. Lineage: Eukaryota; Viridiplantae; Streptophyta; Magnoliopsida; Fagales; Betulaceae. Bases 163 to 1929 code for a protein of 588 amino acids. Gene Ontology annotation, cellular component: plasma membrane. Gene Ontology annotation, molecular function: copper ion binding; oxidoreductase activity. The transcript is spliced from 9 exons.
UUUCUUUCUUAUAAGAGCCUACUUUUUACUCUCAAUAAGAAGUCUCAGAAAUAUAUUACAGCCUCUUCCUCUUUCUCGCUCUCUCUCUGUUCCUCUCACUGAUUAUGUAAACCACCACCAAAUCUUUGCUUAGCUCACUUCCAUAAACUCUCAAGUACGUUAAUGGCUCUGUUUUCUCUGUUUUCUUUGGUCCUCAUUGCUCUGCUUCCAAGCCUCUGUUUUGCUGCUGACCCCUAUGCCUUUUAUGACCUUCGUGUCUCUUAUAUCACUGCCUCCCCUCUCGGCGUUCCUCAACAGGUUAUAGCAAUUAAUGAGAAGUUUCCGGGCCCUGUAAUCAAUUCUACUACUAAUUACAAUGUUGUUGUCAAUGUAUGGAAUGAUUUGGAUGAAGAUCUCCUAAUAACCUGGCCUGGAAUUCAAAUGCGGCGUAAUUCAUGGCAGGAUGGUCUUCUUGGCACAAAUUGUCCAAUUCACCCGAAAAGGAAUUGGACUUAUCAGUUUCAAGUCAAGGAUCAAAUUGGAAGCUUUUUCUACUUCCCCUCUCUCAAUUUCCAGAGAGCAUCCGGUGGCUUUGGUCCUUUCAUUAUUAAUAAUCGGGAUAUAAUCGCCAUUCCUUUUGCAGAGCCAGAUGGGGAUAUCAUCAUUAUGAUUGGUGACUGGUAUACCCGGAAUCAUGUGGUACUGCGGUCGGCCCUUGAUGCUGGAAACGACCUUGGAAUGCCUGAUGGAGUUCUCAUCAAUGGGAAGGGACCUUACCGAUAUAACACCACGCUUGUACCUGAUGGCAUCCAGUAUGAAUCCAUUCAAGUCGAUCCAGGAAAAACAUAUCGAGUUCGUGUGCACAAUGUCGGAAUUUCAACUUGUUUGAACUUUAGAAUUCAAAACCAUUUUCUGAAUCUAGCAGAAACAGAAGGAUUUUAUACAGUACAACAAAAUUUUACAGACUUAGAUAUUCAUGUUGGGCAAUCUUACUCAUUUUUGGUCACAAUGGAUCAGAAUGCAAGUUCUGAUUACUACAUUGUCGCAAGUGCUAGGUUUGUGAAUGAAUCACUUUGGCAGAGAGUGACUGGAGUUGCCGUUUUACACUAUUCCAACUCUAAAGGACCAGCAACUGGUCCUCUGCCUGACCCACCAAAUGACUUUUAUGACAAAUCAAGGCCAAUAAACCAGGCAUUAAGCAUCAGGCAAAAUGUAUCUGCAAGUGGAGCUCGCCCUAAUCCACAAGGGUCUUUUCACUACGGUUCGAUUAAUGUGACGGAAACAUACGUGAUAAAGACUGUGCCGCCAGUAUUGAUCAAUGGGACACUUCGAGCUACACUCAAUGGGAUCUCAUUUGUCAAACCUGCUACACCAAUCAGGCUUGCUGACCAGUAUAAAGUGAAGGGAGAAUAUAAGCUUGAUUUCCCUGAUAAGCCACUUAACCGAACCCCCCGGCUGGACAGAUCAGUUAUUAAUGCUACAUAUAAGGGAUUCAUAGAAGUCAUAUUUCAAAACAAUGACACCGUGGUGCAGAGUUUUCAUAUGGAGGGCUAUUCAUUUUUUAUGGUUGCGAUGGACUUUGGUGAGUGGACAGAAGAAAGCAGAAAUAGAUAUAAUAAGUGGGAUGCAAUUGCUCGCAGCACUACGCAGGUUUUCCCUGGGGCAUGGACAGCGGUCCUCGCCUCUCUUGACAAUGCUGGAGCAUGGAACAUUAGAACAGAAAAUCUUGAUAGAUGGUAUCUAGGCCAAGAAACCUAUAUGAGAAUAGUCAAUCCUGAGGAAAAUGGUGAAACUGAGAUGGUUGCACCUGGGAAUGUCUUAUAUUGUGGUGCACUCCAGAACUUAUCGAAGGAGGCGAACAACUCUGCAGCAUCAGUCUUAAGGGGAAACUCAAAGCUGUAUUUCACUCUGCUGGUGGAAGUCUUUGCUCUGAUUUACACUUUUAGCUGAGCUUUGCUACUGAUUUGUGAGAAACAUUUAGUUUUAGGUUUGGAUACCGAGUUUUGUUGGUACAAUACUGUGGUCUAAAUGACAUCUGUUUUCAUUUUUUUUUUUUUACAUGUUGGGCCUUCACCCAUUUCUUGUAAUUUAUGUCACUGGGUAUCCAUCAUUCCUUAUGCGCCUUAAAGUUACAGUAAUUGUGAUUAAUUCAUUCUUAAUACCAUUUGACUUUUACA